AUGUCGUCAGUGAUUCGUAAAACCGGAGAGCUCUUCACCUUACGACACCUACUGAACAUCAGCACAACGAUUAGCGAAACACCGGACUUCUAUUGGGACCGAUCCGAUGUUGAAAAACUCUUCCAAAAUCUCAAAAGUGCACUUAGCGUGCGGAGUCGAACUAGAAUCCUCAACUCGAAGCUGGACACGUGUUGCGAAUUGGCGGAGAUUCUAACAAAUCAUCUGCAAGCACGACAUUCUUCACGACUGGAGUGGAUGAUCAUUGUCCUCAUUCUGAUUGAAGUUAUCUUUGAAGUUCAACGCAGCCGAUCGGGGAAAGGUUCGCAAGACAGCCAGAAGAAACGGGACACAUGA
Echinococcus granulosus is the source of this 354-nucleotide messenger RNA. Its product is annotated as Required for meiotic nuclear division protein 1. Gene Ontology annotation, biological process: positive regulation of mitochondrial translation. The record is from RefSeq and is a predicted model, not a curated record. Lineage: Eukaryota; Metazoa; Platyhelminthes; Cestoda; Cyclophyllidea; Taeniidae. The transcript is spliced from 3 exons. Bases 1 to 354 code for a protein of 117 amino acids.